UAGAAAUUAGCGUGACGGUCACAGACGGAGCUUCCAGCACCCUUAAAUGUUCAUAUUUCCUCUUUUUCAAUCAAGUUGUUCAUACGUUUUUUCUCCGAUUCUCCCUCUCGGAGAAAUCGAAACAUCUACGGAUGAUUCGAUUCGCGCCAAUUUCUGCAGAGUAAACACAAACGCAGAUUAUAAAUUCCGGUGAUGGAGAAACUGAAAGACUGUUGCUGGUCCAUAAUGGCAUUCGUUGCCAUUAGCGUUUCAAUCUUGACGAUUUGUCUUCUUUACGUACUAUCUUUAAAUGGAAUCCUCACAGCCAGUCUUUACGCUCGUUGUUUUAGGUUCAGAAGGCGGACACACGGCGGAGAUGAUGAAUCUCUUAUCGUUACUGCAAAUGGACAGGUUUGCACCGCGGUUCUACAUUGCUCCUGCCACUGAUGAUAUGAGUCUGCAGAAGGCAUGCGUUUUCGAGGAUUCUUUGGUUCAUAAGAAUGGAGUCAAGGGACCUUUGCCACAGUUCAUGCAGAUCUGCAGAAGCAGGGAAGUUGGUCAAUCAUGUACAACAUAUGUUUGGACAACUUUGCUUGCGAUUGUUUGUGCACUGUGGCUAAUGAUUAGAAUCAGACCACAAGUGGUCAUUGGAAUUAGAUGGUCAUCGGUUUUCUAUGUUGAGAGUAUAGCACGAGUGAGGAGGCUUUCUUUCAGUGGUUUGCUUCUGUACAAGUUGCACAUAGCUGAUCAGUUCUUUGUGCAAUGGCCACAAUUACAGAAAAAGUAUUUUUUGAGCUCAUUAUGUUGGCUGUCUCAUGUAGUUGAUUGAAUUCCUUCUGACAUGGUGCUGUAACAUUUCUUCAAGAUUUUGCUGUGCAACUUAGAUUUUCAAAGUUAUUACACUUGGUCUAUAACUUAUUCUCAAAGUCAAGUUGUACACAAUUUAAUUUAUUACUAGUGAGAGCCACAAGCCUCUUUUCUCUCUCACAGAAGAAGACAGUGAUUUAGAAGAA
Messenger RNA from Mangifera indica (mango), 992 nucleotides. Its product is annotated as UDP-N-acetylglucosamine transferase subunit ALG14-like. Lineage: Eukaryota; Viridiplantae; Streptophyta; Magnoliopsida; Sapindales; Anacardiaceae. Bases 290 to 808 code for a protein of 172 amino acids. Gene Ontology annotation, cellular component: UDP-N-acetylglucosamine transferase complex. The record is from RefSeq and is a predicted model, not a curated record. The transcript is spliced from 4 exons. Gene Ontology annotation, biological process: dolichol-linked oligosaccharide biosynthetic process.